CUUCGCCUUCGUGGUGGAGAUUCCCUAGGGAGCUCUUCCCUCCUGCCUGAGAGCGAGCUUGGCGUUGGGCUGCCAGGGUCGUCCUGCUUUGACCUUGAGCGUCCAGGGGGCUGUGGGCCUCUUUUAGGUAAUGUCUGUACAUGAAUUGCAAACUGGUCUCUAGUGGGGACACCGUGGGAGGAUGAACACGGAGGAGCUGGAGCUACUGACUGAUUCCAAGUACAGAAACUAUGUAGCAGCUGUUGACAAAGCACUGAAGAACUUCGAAUAUUCCAGUGAAUGGGCAGAUUUAAUAUCAGCACUUGGGAAGCUAAACAAGGUGCUACAGAACAAUGCCAAGUACCAAGUAGUACCCAAAAAGCUGACGAUAGGCAAGCGCUUGGCACAAUGUCUGCAUCCAGCUCUGCCGGGUGGGGUUCAUCGGAAGGCACUUGAAACAUAUGAAAUCAUUUUUAAAAUCAUUGGACCCAAACGCUUGGCCAAAGAUCUGUUCCUGUACAGUUCUGGACUAUUUCCGCUCCUUGCCAAUGCUGCUAUGUCUGUCAAGCCAACAUUAUUGAGUCUGUAUGAGAUUUAUUACCUCCCUUUGGGGAAAACAUUGAAACCAGGACUGCAAGGACUGUUAACUGGGAUUCUGCCUGGGUUAGAGGAGGGAUCAGAGUAUUAUGAAAGAACAAACACACUGCUGGAGAAAGUUGCUUCAGCUGUGGAUCAGUCAGCGUUCUACAGUGCUCUCUGGGGGAGCCUCCUCACCAGCCCUGCAGUUCGCUUGCCUGGCAUCACUUACGUCCUCUCCCAUCUGAACAGGAAGCUCUCCAUGGAGGAUCAACUCUACAUAAUUGGCAGUGACAUUGAAUUAAUGGUGGAAGCGGUAAGCACUUCAGUGCAAGAUACCAGUGUUUUGGUACAGAGGAGCACAUUGGACCUUAUCCUCUUUUGUUUUCCUUUCCACAUGAGCCAGGCAACACGUCCAGACAUGAUCAGAAUUUUGUCAGCAGCCCUUCAUGUAGUGCUGCGCAGGGAUAUGUCACUCAACCGAAGGCUUUAUGCAUGGCUUCUAGACAUAGAAGAUGAAGAGUGUCAUCCUGGAACUCAUUCCUGUCAUAUAAAUUGUUUUGAUAACAAUGGUGCCCUUGUAGGACCCAGAAGUACAAGGCACAGCAAUCCUGAGGAGCACGCCACUUAUUAUUUCAACACCUUCUCUAAGGAGAUGUUAGUCCAGGCAAUGGUUGGAAUAUUACAAGUUAAUGGACAGGGAGAAGAAAGCACAUUAAUGCAAGACUUAAAGCCUUUUCGAAUUCUUAUCAGUCUGCUGGAUAAGCCUGAACUAGGCCCUGCCAUCCUAGAGGAUGUAUUGAUUGAAGUGUUUCGAACAUUAUAUACACAGUGCAAAGCAGAACUGGAGCUUCAGACAGAACCGUCUUUCAACAAAGAUCAUACACAGCUAAGCAGCAAGCUGAGAGAAAACAAGAAAACAGCAGAACUGAUUAAAACUGCCAAUCUUCUUUUCAAUUCCUUUGAGCCUUAUUAUAUGUGGGAUUACAUUGCUCGUUGGUUUGAAGAGUGUUGUAGGAGGACUUUACAUGCCAGACUUCAAACUGGGCCUGGAGGUGAUAGUGAGCAAUCUGAGUUACCUCUGACAAAUUUCUGCUUGUUAGUGGAUUUUUUGUUGGAUAUUGUUUCUUUGCCUACUAGAAGUAUGAGAGUGCUGUGUCAGGAGACUUACAUUGAAAUACAGACAGAACACUUGCCUCAGCUGUUGCUCAGGAUGAUUUCUGCAUUGACAAGCCAUCUUCCUACCUUGCACUUGUCUGAGCUUACUGACUCUCUCAGACUCUGCUCAAAGAUCCUUAGUAAGGUUCAGCCUCCAUUGCUCUCUGCUGGUACAGAUGGUAUUCUGCAGCUUCCUACUGGACACAACAACUCCAUCAAAGAAUGGGAAAAUAAAAAGGUGCCAUCAGUGUCACUUGAAAAUCCUAAUGAUGUGUUUGAAGAUGGUGAAAACCCUCCAAGCAGUCGAUCAUCAGAAAGUGGAUUCACUGAGUUUGUACAAUACCAGGCAGAUACAACUGAUGACAUUGACAGAGCACUGAAUGAAGGUCACGGUGCACCUGGCAUCCCUAUUGUUGGUAGCACAUCCUCAGAGACUGAGACAGCAUCAACCGUGGGUUCUGAGGAGACCAUUGUACAGCCUCCUUCCAUAAUGACACAAGGGACAGCAACUCGUAGUGGGAAAACGAUCCAAAAGACUGCAAUGCAGUGCUGUUUGGAAUAUGUCCAACAGUUUUUAACCAGAUUUAUCAACCUGUAUAUCAUUCAGAAUAAUUCCUUGUCUCAGCCCUUAGGGGCAGAGCUUCCAGUAGACCCCACUAGAGCGCAAGGACAGAGCACAAAAUGGGACAGAGAAUCACAAGAUGAUGCUAAUGUGAAGAAAACAAACAAGAAGAAAACACCGAAAGAAUACCUUCCUGCCUUUAUUGCUGCUUGUCAGCUCUAUCUUGAAUGUUCGAGCUUUCCCGUUUACAUUGCUGAAGGAAACCGUACUUCAGAAUUACAUCCUGGGAAGCCUGAAAUUGACUGUGAACAAGUACAGCCUCCACUGUGGCUACAGACUUUAAUGAAUGCUUGCAGACAGGCAAGCGAUUUCAGUGUUCAGGGUGUUACUAUUUCCCUUGUGAUGGACUUGGUUGGACUGACUCAAUCUGUUGCUCUUGUCACUGGAGAAAAUCUGAACAGUGUGGAAACUGCUCAGCCUCUUAGUCCUAACCAGGGAAGAGUGGCUGUCGUCAUCAGACCUCCUCUUACACAAGGCAAUCUGAGAUACAUGGCUGAAAAGACAGAUUUCUUCAAGCAUAUAGCUUUAACUCUUUGGGACCAGCUGGGUGAUGGAACUCCUCAGCAUCAUCAGAAGAGUGUGGAGCUCUUUUACCAGCUGCACAACCUCGUCCCAUCUUCCAGCAUUUGUGAAGAUGUUAUUAGUCAGCAGCUGACUCACAGAGACAAGGCAAUAAGAAUGGAAGCUCAUGCCAAGUUUGCAGUGCUAUGGCAUCUCACACGAGAUCUUCAUAUUAACAAAUCAUCUUCCUUUGGCCGCACCUUUGACAGAUCAUUGUUUAUCAUGCUGGACAGUCUCAAUAGCUUGGAUGGUUCCACUUGGUCAGUGGGACAAGCCUGGUUAAAUCAAGUACUUCAAAGACAUGAUAUUGCAAGGGUUCUUGAACCUUUGCUCCUACUGCUUCUGCAUCCAAAAACUCAGCGAGUUUCUGUUCAGCGAGUACAGGCUGAAUGUUACUGGACUAAAUCUCCCAGUCACCAUGAAGAAGAAAAUGAAAAGCAGUUCAUGCAGAAGUUCAGCUGUGCUGAUGCAUUCUCCCACAUGUCUGUAAGCCCAGGACAACUUAUUAUACCUAAAGAAGUCAAUGAGAAACAACUUGGUGUGGAUGAAAUGGAGAACUUCAGCCUGACUGUCAACCCUCUGAGUGACAGGCUUUCCCUGUUAAGUACCAGCAGUGAGACCAUACCAAUGGUUGUGUCUGAUUUUGACCUUCCUGAUCAUCAGGCUGAAAUACUGCAGAGUUCUGACUCUGGCUGUUCUCAGUCAUCUACUGGAGACAACAUCAGUUAUGAAGUGGAAACAGAAAGCCUGAGUGCUCAAGAUAGCUCUCAGACUCUGAAAGAAGACUCACCUGAUGAAAUUGUGCAACAAGUGGUUACAGAUCUUAUAUGCAAGGUUUUAAGUGGUCUCGGAGAAGAAAUUGAACCAGUUAAAGACAGUCUGCACUCUGAGGAUGCUUCAUGUAAAUUCAGCUCUUUGGAUAACUCUGUAGAGGCUACAAAAAGUGAUGAUCAAAAUAUUCAAAGUAGCCAGAGUAGUUUACUUAGUAAUGACAGUUCACAGUUACUAUCAGCCUCAACUGAGACUGGACUUGAGAGCUUAGGAGAUGAAAUGUCAAGAAAUAACUCUUCACCUUGUAUUGUGGAAAGCCAGCAAUCCUUCUCUGAUCUUACUCUUUCUUCCACUGAAUCAAAGUCUAGAAAAUGUAGUCACAGUAGUAUUCAAUUCAGCUUUAAAGGAAAGCAACCAGAAAAAGUGUCAGAAAAAGAAACCAUUGUUAAAGAGGCUGGUAAGCAACCAGGUGCAAAACCUAAGGUAAAAAUAGCUAAAAAGAAAGAUGAAGAGAAGAAGAAAGCACAGACAGAAAAGCUUAAGCAAACAAAUGUCUUUUUCAGUGAUGGUCUUGAUUUAGAAAAUUGGUACAGUUGUGGAGAAGGAGAAAUUUCAGAAAUAGAAAGUGAUGUUGGAUCCCCAGGAAUGCGAAAGUCUCCUAACUUCAAUAUCCAUCCACUGUAUCAACAUGUGCUGCUUUAUCUCCAGUUGUAUGAUUCUUCAAGGACAUUGUACGCUUUUUCUGCAAUUAAGGCAAUUCUGAAAACAAAUCCAUCAGCUUUUGUAAGUGCCAUCUCCACUACCAGUGUCAACAAUGCAUACACUCCUCAGCUUUCAUUGCUCCAAAAUCUUCUAGCCAGGCAUCGAAUAUCUGUUAUGGGCAAGGAUUUCUAUAGUCACAUCCCGGUUGAUUCUAACCAUAACUUUCGGAGCUCUAUGUACAUAGAAAUUCUUAUCUCCUUGUGUUUGUACUACAUGCGGAGCCAUUAUCCAACUCAUGUUAAAGUAACCUCACAAGACCUCAUAGGAAACCGCAACAUGCAAAUGAUGAGUAUAGAAAUUCUGACACUCCUCUUUUCUGAGUUGGCAAAAGUGAUAGAAAGCUCUGCCAAGGGCUUUCCCAGUUUUAUUUCAGACAUGUUGUCCAAGUGCAAGGUUCAGAAAGUGAUCCUGCAUUGUCUGCUGUCUUCCAUCUUCAGUGCCCAGAAAUGGCACAGUGAAAAGACAGCUGGAAAAAACAUAGUGGCUGUAGAAGAAGGCUUCUCUGAAGACAGCCUUAUAAAUUUUUCUGAGGAUGAAUUUGACAAUGGUAGUACUCUGCAGUCACAACUUUUGAAAGUACUUCAGCGGCUGAUUGUGCUGGAACACAGAGUAAUGACUGUGCCUGAGGAAAAUGAAACGGUGUUUGACUUUGUCAUAACAGACCUGGAGCACAUUGGUCCUCAGCAGCCGAUGACAUCUCUGCAGUAUUUACAUUCCCAGCCAAUAACCUGCCAAGGCAUGUUUCUGUGUGCAGUGAUACGAGCUUUGCACCAGCACUGUGCCUGUAAAAUGCAUCCCCAGUGGAUUGGCCUUAUCACUUCUACAUUGCCUUACAUGGGAAAAGUUCUUCAAAGGGUCGUUGUUUCAGUGACUCUUCAGCUCUGCAGGAACUUGGAUAAUUUAAUUCAGCAGUAUAAAUACGAAACGGGAUUAUCUGAUAAUAGGCCUCUCUGGAUGGCAUCAGUCACUCCCCCAGAUAUGGUUCUCACUUUAUUAGAAGGGAUCACAACAAUAAUUCAUUACUGCCUCUUGGAUCCAUCUACACAGUAUCACCAGCUUUUGGUUAAUGUAGAUCAGAAGCAUCUGGUUGAAGCACGCAACGGGAUCCUCUCUAUCUUGCAUAUGAUCAUGUCUUCUGUGACUUUACUGUGGAGCAUCCUGCACCUUGCAGAUUCUUCAGAGAAAACUACUGCUGCUGCUGCAUCCAUUACCACUAUUAAUCUUGGGUCAACUAAGAAUUUGAGACAACAGAUUCUAGAACUUUUGGGUCCAAUUUCAAUGAAUCAUGGUGUUCACUUCAUGGCUGCUAUUGCAUUUGUAUGGAAUGAAAGGAGGCAAAACAAAAAUACUUCAAGGACAAAGGUUAUUCCUACAGCAGGUGAAGAACAACUUUUGCUGGUCGAGCUGGUUCGCUCUAUCAGUGUUAUGAGGACAGAGACUGUCAUUCAGACUGUGAAAGAAGUUCUAAAGCAGCCUCCAGCCAUAGCAAAGGACAAGAAACAUCUUUCACUGGAAGUCUGCAUGUUGCAGUUUUUCUAUGCUUAUACUCAAAGGAUUCCAGUGACCAGCUUAGUAGACAGCUGGGCAGCACUGCUGCUUUUGUUAAAAGAUUCCAUACAGGUUGGUCUUCCAGCCCCAGGACAGUUUCUCAUACUUGGUGUUCUUAAUGAGUUCAUCAUGAAAAACCCAAGUCUGGAGAAUAAGAAGGAUCAAAGAGAUCUACAGGAUGUAACACACAAGAUAGUGGAUGCCAUUGGGGCAAUUGCUGGUUCUUCCUUGGAACAGACCACUUGGCUAAGACGAAACUUAGAGGUUAAGCCUUCCCCCAAGAUUAUGGUUGAUGGAAACAACUUAGAAUCAGAUGUUGAAGAUAUGCUGUCUCCAGCAAUGGAAACUUCAAAUAUAACUCCAUCUGUUUAUAGUGUCCAUGCAUUGACCUUACUUUCUGAGGUUUUGGCUCAUCUCCUUGACAUGGUUUUCUACAGUGAUGAAAAAGAGAGAGUUAUUCCUUUGCUUGUAAAUAUUAUGCACUAUGUUGUGCCCUACCUCCGUAAUCACAGUGCUCACAAUGCAUCCAGCUAUCGAGCUUGUGUCCAGUUGUUAAGCAGUCUUAGUGGAUAUCAGUAUACAAGGAGAGCAUGGAAGAAGGAAGCCUUUGACCUCUUUAUGGAUUCCAGUUUCUUCCAGAUGGAUGCUUCAUGUGUUAACCAUUGGAGAGCUAUUAUGGAUAAUUUGAUGACACAUGACAAAACCACAUUCAGAGAUUUGAUGACACGGGUGGCUGUGGCUCAGAGCAGCUCCCUUAAUCUGUUUGCUAACCGAGAUGUGGAGCUGGAGCAGCGUGCAAUGCUCCUCAAGAGACUCGCCUUUGCCAUUUUCAGCAGUGAGAUAGACCAAUACCAGAAAUACCUGCCAGACAUACAAGAAAGGCUGGUAGAAAGUCUCCGGUUGCCACAGGUGCCCACUCUUCAUUCCCAAGUGUUCCUGUUUUUCAGAGUAUUGCUUUUAAGAAUGUCUCCACAGCACCUUACCUCACUUUGGCCAACCAUGAUCACUGAACUGGUGCAAGUGUUUUUACUGAUGGAACAGGAGCUCACUGCUGAUGAAGACAUUUCCAGAACUUCUGGCCCAUCUGUUGCUGGUUUGGAGACAACUUACACAGGUGGCAAUGGUUUUUCCACAUCCUACAACAGCCAGAGGUGGUUGAACCUGUAUUUAUCUGCUUGCAAAUUUCUGGACUUGGCUCUAGCUUUACCAUCUGAAAACUUGCCUCAGUUUCAGAUGUAUCGUUGGGCUUUUAUUCCAGAAGCAUCAGAUGACUCAGGCUUGGAAGUACGAAGACAAGGAACACAUCAGAGGGAAUUCAAACCCUAUGUGGUGCGUCUGGCAAAGCUGCUGCGAAAAAAAGCAAAGGACAAACAGGAGGACUUUAAGACGGUGGUUUUGGAGGGAAUGGAGAUGGCCAAGCAUCAGAAAAACCCGGAGGAGGAUGGCUCAGGUAAAACACUAAACUGGGAACCAGGUCACUUGCUUUUAACCAUCUACACUGUUCGCAGCAUUGAGCAGCUCUUGCCUUUCUUCAAUGUACUCAGCCAAGUUUUUAACAGCAAAGUCACAAGCAGAUGUGUUGGACACUCAGGGAGCCCUGUCCUUUACCCCAACUGUUUUCCAAGUAAGGACAUAAAAAUGGAGAACCUCAAGACCUUCUCCAGCAAAGCAAGACAGAAGAUAGAAGAAAUGGUUGAGAAGGAUUUUCUUGAAGGCAUCAUAAAAUCAUGAACCAAACUGGUACUACUCAGCCUAUAUGUAGUGUAACUAUCUAAAUGAAAUACUCUAUCUUUCCCAGUUGUAUAGUAUUCUUUUCUUAUUUUGUAUGUAAUGAAAUACUUAAUGUUGUAUUUAAGUUAAAUAUUUGUAAAUAAGAGAAGU
Molecule: messenger RNA, 7858 nt
Organism: Poecile atricapillus (Black-capped chickadee)
Lineage: Eukaryota; Metazoa; Chordata; Aves; Passeriformes; Paridae
Gene: DOP1A
Product: DOP1 leucine zipper like protein A
Exons: 40
Coding region: 182-7708 (2508 amino acids)
Biological process (GO): Golgi to endosome transport
Cellular component (GO): trans-Golgi network; endosome
Source: RefSeq, a predicted model, not a curated record